Molecule: messenger RNA, 471 nt
Organism: Phaeoacremonium minimum UCRPA7
Lineage: Eukaryota; Fungi; Ascomycota; Sordariomycetes; Togniniales; Togniniaceae
Product: putative hexose transporter protein
Exons: 3
Coding region: 1-471 (156 amino acids)
Biological process (GO): carbohydrate transport; transmembrane transport
Cellular component (GO): membrane
Molecular function (GO): carbohydrate:proton symporter activity
Source: RefSeq, a predicted model, not a curated record
AUGGACUCUUAUCCUCCUCUUGUGGUGCUCGAGCACUCUAUCAACAGAUAUGACUCGUCGAUGAUGUCUGGACUCAACAUCUUGCCCUCUUACACGGACUACUUCGAUCUGAACACUACAACCUUGGCAUUGCAAUCGUCCAUCGCAUGGGCCGGGUGCGCUGUAGCCGGCCUCGGCUACGGUAAACUGACCGACUGGCUGGGGAGGAAGAAAGCCAUGUGGAUUAGCGCUUUGAUCACUCUGAUUGGCAUCAUCAUACAGGCCACCUCGCAAAACAUCGCGAUGUUUGUCGUAGCACGCUUUAUAGUGGGCGUUGGCAACGGCGCUACCUUCCUCUGUGGACCUAUUUAUCUCGCAGAGAUCUUCCCUCUCAAGUGGCGUGGUAUUGGCUUGGGAAUAUUCAUGGACUUCUACUAUGUUGGUAAGGAGCACAUUGCCCCGAUUUGGGAUCGAAACUGUCUUGAGAUAUAA